UGCAGUUUUGUUGCGAUUUCAUAAACACAGAAUAUAAUGGAAAUUGCACUGCAAAUUGCAAGAAAUCAUUGAAAAUCUUCACAAGUAGCAAUAAAGUCUUCAGAAAUCGCACCCGACAAAAAAUGUGAUCAAUAUUACAACCAGGGACGGACUGACAACUCAUGGGGCCCCCGGCAAUAGAGGAUCAUGGGGUCCCUGUGUCCUUGCCCAAACUCAAAAAAGCCUAUGAAAAAGGUACCAGGGGCAUCUCAUGGGGCCCCCUACUGACCCUGGGCCCUCGGGCAGUGCCCAAGUUUCCAAAUGGUCAGUCCGCCCCUGAU
This is a messenger RNA of Staurois parvus, 320 nucleotides long. NCBI's taxonomy places the organism in Eukaryota, Metazoa, Chordata, Amphibia, Anura, Ranidae. The record is from the annotation of a GenBank genome assembly.